Messenger RNA from Naegleria gruberi, 1173 nucleotides. RefSeq lists its product as uncharacterized. Gene Ontology annotation, molecular function: phosphorus-oxygen lyase activity. The transcript has 2 exons. The coding region runs from base 1 to 1173 and encodes 390 amino acids. Gene Ontology annotation, biological process: cyclic nucleotide biosynthetic process; intracellular signal transduction. NCBI's taxonomy places the organism in Eukaryota, Heterolobosea, Eutetramitea, Acrasida, Naegleriidae. The record is from RefSeq and is a predicted model, not a curated record.
AUGUGCAGUGGAGAGAAGGUUGAUAUUGAAAUAUUCAAUCCAGCAGCUCAAAAGAUAUUUGGAUAUAAUCAAACAGAAACGAUUGGCAGAUCAUUGUAUCAAUUAUUUGAAAAGAAUGAGCAAUCGAAAAUUAAAAACCUCAUUGAUGAAAUGUUAGUGAAUGCAGCAAGAGGUGAUUCGAAAGGAGAUUCUAUUGAAUUGGAAUGUAUCAGAAAGAAUCAAACAAGCUUCCCAUCACGUGUCAAUAUUUUUGCCACUCUUCACAAUUCUCAAAGUAUUGUCACUUGUUUCAUUAAGGAUAUUACAACAGAGAAGAAACAUAAUUCAUUAUUGACAGAAGAAAAGAAACAUUCUGAAGAAUUAUUAUUGAAUAUUUUACCAAGUGCAGUAGCAAGUAAAUUGAAAUCAGGAGAAACUUAUAUUGCAGAGAAAUUCAAUGAUGUUUCAUGUUUUUUUAGUGAUAUGGUUGGAUUUACAAAAUUAAGUACUGGAAUUCAAGCAUCUGAAUUGGUUCAAAUGUUGAAUGAAAUUGUAAUUGGAUUUGAUGAUUUGACAGACAAAUAUAAUUUGGAAAAGAUUAAAACGAUUGGAGAUUCAUAUUUUUGUGUGGGUGGAUUACAUGGAUUAAAUGCACAAUCAGAUCAUCCUGAAAGAAUUUUGAGAUUUUCCAUUGAUACAUUUGAUGUUUUACAAAGAUUUAAUUCCAAAUCAGGAAAACAACCAUCUGAACAAAUUAAUAUUCGUGUUGGUAUUAAUACUGGAAGUGUUAUUGCAGGUGUUAUUGGGAGGAAGAAAUUUGCCUAUGAUUUAUGGGGAGAUACAAUUAAUACAGCUUCAAGAAUGGAAUCUAAUUCAAUUCCAGGAAGAAUUCAAAUUUCCAGAUCAACCUAUGAAAGAGUUUAUGAUUUGGGUUUCACUUUUGAAGAAAGACAUUUAAAUGUGAAAGGAAAAGGUGAAUGUAUUGCUUACAUGUUGCAUGAGAAACAUCACACUCCAGCUCUUGUUCCAUCCUUCACUGACAUGUUGAGAACAAGUUUAAACAUUUUACAAAAGAAAAAUUCUGCAAAUCUUGAAACAUUGAAUGAACCCAAAACACCAACAAGAAACAAUGAUAAUAUUACCUUGACAAUCAAUCAAGAAGCCUACCUAUCUCCAAAUAAUACUUUGGAGUAA